AUGGAGGCUUUCACCAAGAACCUUCAUGCGAGCACGGACUUGAGUAGUCCUAACGCUGUGAGUGCUGGCAUAGUAGCAACAGCCGUGGGCCGUGGUGGAAAGAAACUGUAUUUUGAAGCCGCAGGUGAUGGAACUGGGGAUUCUCUCUGGUGGCUCGCAUCGCAGGGAAAGCUCUUCUGUACCGUUGCUGUCUUGCAGGCCGUGGAACGCGGUCUUAUCGGACUACAUGACGAUGUUUCGGAUAUUGUACCAGAACUAGGACAUCUCCCCAUUAACAAAAUCACCCUAAGUCUCCUCCUCUCGCACCAGAGUGGACUGACCUACAACCUAUUCAAUCCAACGCUGCAGAAAUGGGAGAAGGAACAGGGCUCAGACCUUCCUCUCCUGAAUAAAAAUUUUAAAUCCUUCGAGACGAUGCCGUUGAUUUUCGAGCAUGGAACUGAUUGGGCUUAUGGCUCCGGCCUUGUCUGCAUAUUCAACUAUGUGAAUCUUGGGGUCUCACAAGUGACGAUAUCCGACAGCGGAACCUCCUUUUCUGGUGCUUGUUUUGCUUUGACACGAGACAUGAGCAUGAGUCAUGCCAUGGGCGAGUCGUGGAAUACGAUCAGCCCUGGGGACGAUGGGCGAAUUUUCCUAUCUCUUAUCAAGGUCGCAAAAGUCCUUGUGAAAGUGUACGAGUGGGCGCAGGUCAGUGAAUAUAGUGCCAAUCUACUUACACAGGCGCUGGAGCUUGAUGGGAAGUUGUGUGGCAUUCAUAGUUCUCUCGAGCCAGAGUAG
Penicillium vulpinum is the source of this 777-nucleotide messenger RNA. RefSeq names its product serine hydrolase domain-containing protein. The transcript has 6 exons. NCBI's taxonomy places the organism in Eukaryota, Fungi, Ascomycota, Eurotiomycetes, Eurotiales, Aspergillaceae. The record is from RefSeq and is a predicted model, not a curated record. Bases 1 to 777 code for a protein of 258 amino acids.